GAAGCCUGGAGCAGAUGGUGCUCUGCUUUGCUUUGGCCGGCGGUGACAGACAGGCGCUCUCAGCCAAUAGCCUGCUGGGUAAUCAGCUGAGCGGUCUGGACAGCGCCAGGUGUUUUUAUAAUUUUUCUUCUCCCAUCCGUAGGAGGAGGAGGAGGUGCAGGCUGUGGCGGUGGUGAUAGUGGUUGUGGCAGAGCGGAGGAAUAUCGGAGAGACAACGCAGUCGGUGGUGGGUUGCAGCAGGUUCAAGAUCUCUGUGCAGACCACACCAUGCCUCUCUCCGAGGCGCCCUGGGACUGAUCGGAUACUCGGAGCGACAAAUCGCUGUAAACAGCCGCCAGCUGAACCCACCGGGAUACCGGAAUAUGUGUUAGGACGCUGUUUGAUGAGCCCCGUUCACUUGGCACCGGUGGCGUUUAUUGUUGUGUGCUGACGCGUGUGUCUGGAUAAAGGACCCCGUGCGCUCGGGAACAUCAGACUGGAAUGCCAACAAGACUCAAACUCAAAGAUCCUGCUGUGAAUUUCCUGAGAAUUUGAUUUCAUGGACUUAAGGACAUAAUCUGUGGAAAGACUGGUUGAUGACUGUAACACACCGUUUUCCCAAGUCACUGGACCCACCUGCUGUCCCUCUCCAUCAUGGCUAGAUGGAGGUUAGACUGCCUUUUCCUGGGCCAGGUGUUUAUUGGCCUGAUCCUGGUAUCAGCAGGGUUAUCUUUUGUCCAGAGCAAUGAGUGCCCCCAGCUGUGCGUGUGUGAGAUCCGACCCUGGUUUACCCCCCAGUCCACGUACAGAGAAGCCAUCACAGUAGACUGCAAUGAUCUUCGUUUGACACGCAUUCCAGGAAAUCUUUCUAGUGACACUCAGGUUCUCCUCUUACAGAGCAACUAUAUUGCCAGGACCAGUGAGGAGCUAGAGCAGCUGUUUAACCUAACUGAGUUGGACCUAUCCCAGAACAAUUUCAGUAGCAUUCGAGAUGUUGGUCUUUCCAAUAUGUCCCAGCUCACCACACUUCACCUGGAGGAGAACCAGAUCACUGAAAUGCCCGAUUACUGUCUGCAGGACCUCAGCAACCUGCAGGAACUCUACAUCAACCAUAAUCAGAUCAACACGAUCUCUGCCAAUGCCUUCUCUGGGCUCCAUAAUCUGCUCAGGCUUCACCUCAACUCCAACAAACUCAAGACCAUCAACAGCCAGUGGUUUGAAUCUACACCCAAUCUAGAGAUCCUAAUGAUUGGGGAGAAUCCUGUUGUUGGAAUAAUGGACUUUAAUUUCAAACCACUGGGCAACCUGAGAAGCCUGGUAUUGGCAGGAAUGGAUUUGACAGACAUUCCUGGAAAUGCUUUAGUAGGACUUGACAAUCUUGAGAGUCUCUCGUUCUAUGAUAACAAGCUUGUCCGAGUUCCUCAGAGAGCACUUCAGAAACUACCUAACCUUAAGUUCUUGGAUUUGAACAAAAAUCCAGUACAUAAGAUCCAAGAAGGAGAUUUCAAGAACAUGCUGAGACUGAAGGAGCUUGGUAUAAACAACAUGGGAGAGCUAGUUUCAAUUGACCGUUAUGCUUUAGAUAAUCUUCCUGAACUCACUAAGUUGGAGGCUACAAACAACCCUAAAUUCUCUUACAUCCACCGCCAGGCCUUUCGUGAUGUUCCAGCUUUGGAGAGCCUUAUGCUGAACAAUAAUGCUCUGAAUGCCCUCUAUCAGUCCACAGUGGACUCACUGCCCAACUUGCGAGAGAUCAGCAUCCAUAGCAACCCUUUGCGCUGUGACUGUGUCAUCCAGUGGAUGAGCUCCAACAAAACAACAGUCCGCUUUAUGGAACCUCUUUCCAUGUUUUGUGCCAUGCCAACAGAGUUCAGGGGUAUGCAUGUGCGUGAAGUUUUGCAGAAUAACUUAGCAAACCAGUGCUUGCCCAUGAUUUCUCACGAUACCUUCCCCAGCCAACUCAAUUUAGACAUUGGAAUGACCGUGGACUUGGACUGCAGAGCCAUGUCCCAGCCAGAGCCUGAAAUCUACUGGGUGACCCCCAUGGGAAACAAGAUAUCCAUCGACACCAUAUCUGACAAGUACAGCCUCAGUAGUGAAGGUACACUGAGAAUUUCUCACAUCCAAGUUGAAGACUCUGGCAGAUAUACCUGUGUGGCAGAAAACUCAGAGGGAGCUGACACUAGAGUGACUGCCAUAAGGGUGAACGGCACCCUGUUAGACAGCACGCAGCUUAUGAAGAUCAAUGUCAAACAGACCGAAUCUCACUCAAUUCUUGUUGCCUGGAAAAUAAACUCCAAUGUAAUGACCUCUAACCUCAAGUGGUCAUCUGCAACCAUGAAAAUAGACAACCCACAUAUUACUUACACUGCCAGAGUACCUGUGGAUGUUCAUGAAUACAACCUGACACAUUUACAGCCAGCAACGGAGUAUGAGGUGUGCCUCACUGUCUCAAACAUCCACCAGCAAACGCAAAAGUCGUGCGUUAAUGUGACGACAAAGCAGGCUACCUUCGCCGUGGAAAUGUCGGAUCAAGGAACCAACACUGCUCUUGCAGCAGUCAUGGGAUCAAUGUUUGCAGUCAUCACCCUGGCCUCCCUCGGUAUCUACAUUGCCAAGAGGUGGAAGAGGAAAAACUAUCACCAUUCCCUGAAAAAGUAUAUGCAGAAAACCUCAUCAAUACCGCUAAAUGAGCUGUACCCUCCCCUUAUCAAUCUUUGGGAGGCAGACAGUGAGAAGGACAAAGAGGGUUCUUCUGAGACCAAACCCAGCCAGGUGGACACCACACGCAGCUAUUACAUGUGGUGAGAGCAGCUUUCCAAGUGGGAGACUGUUUUAGGAGCACAAAUAUACAUAUUUGCUUCUUUGUGUAAAAGUGAACUGAGCAUUUUUUUUUUCCUUUUCCUUUUUUUGUUUCUUGAUUUAUUUUUUUUGUUCUCUCAGACUGAAGCGGGCGAUGAACCGCCAUUUUCAAAUCUCUAGUUUAGCAUACUGCCUUUUUACCCAGUUUGACACACAACACGGCAGCUUUGUUUAGCUUCCUGGACUUAGUAGUCACUGUGCUUUACUUUUAGUACUCGUUUUGAUGAACACAGCAUGAGCAUCGUCACGGAUUCGGUACGCGUGAGCAAAGGAAAAAAAAACUGAAAUCCAAGAUGUUUUUUAUUCGUUUCUCUGGCAAAACUGUUAGAGACUGUAAUCUUUCUUUCUCUUGUAAAACAGUUUCACUGUUGACUGUUGUGCACUGAAAUAUAUAUAUAUACUAAUUUGUCUAUCAACUCAAAUAUAAGCUGACAAAGUAUGUUUAGACUUGAUAUACUGUCUAUUGAAUAAUGUUAGAAAUUCUUCCGUAACGUUGUAUCAGCUAUGAUUUAAGUUUCUUUUUGUACGUUAAAAUAACCAUAUGUUUGAUUUAGAAUUUAAGUUUGCAGAGCCACUGCUGUAAGCCAGCAAUAGAAAUAUGAAUGUUAUAAACUAGGUAAAUAGAUGUAAGGCUUUUUAAAUUUCUUAAAUACUUUGUUUCUUAUUUUGCUAUAAUAUGUCUACAAUCACUGGUUUUGUUGUGGUUUACACACACCAACAUGUUGUUCGUUGAGGAACAAGUUAAAUAAAAUCUUUUUUUCCUCAUAUUUUCUAAA
Molecule: messenger RNA, 3617 nt
Organism: Oreochromis niloticus (Nile tilapia)
Lineage: Eukaryota; Metazoa; Chordata; Actinopteri; Cichliformes; Cichlidae
Gene: lrrn1
Product: leucine rich repeat neuronal 1
Exons: 2
Coding region: 634-2787 (717 amino acids)
Cellular component (GO): extracellular matrix
Molecular function (GO): protein binding
Source: RefSeq, a predicted model, not a curated record